Messenger RNA from Fimicolochytrium jonesii, 1836 nucleotides. RefSeq names its product DNA polymerase alpha/epsilon subunit B-domain-containing protein. The record is from RefSeq and is a predicted model, not a curated record. Gene Ontology annotation, molecular function: DNA binding. Gene Ontology annotation, biological process: DNA replication; DNA replication initiation. The transcript is spliced from 2 exons. Gene Ontology annotation, cellular component: alpha DNA polymerase:primase complex. The coding region runs from base 1 to 1836 and encodes 611 amino acids. Lineage: Eukaryota; Fungi; Chytridiomycota; Chytridiomycetes; Spizellomycetales; Powellomycetaceae.
AUGUAUACAAAUGAUACCCUCCAGAGCCUAUUCGCAUCCGGGAAUGACUCUGCAUCCCAGUUUGGGGGAAACUUCAGGACACCUGCGAAAGUAAAACGGAAGGUGAUCCCGAAAGAUUCAGGGAGCGCUACGCGUUACAAUCCGGGAAGAGCACAGCAAGGCUUUGGUGGCCUCACUCCAAAGACACCGGCAUCAGCCAGACAGUCUGAUCAUCUCGGCCAUGGGGAAGUCCCUCUCAGCGCCGGUCCGUUGUCAUUUGCGACACUUGCGGGAUCGCCCAUCACGCCAACGGCCGCGCGACCCUCUGGCAUCAGUGGGCCAUCACCUAGCGCCAUCAAAUUCGCGGACCGAUUGAAUAAGGCAAAGAUCGAAGAAACACUCAACCCGCAUAUCCCCAUGGAGAGUGCCGGUGAAGACGAAACAGUGCCAUGCGAGGUAUCCCUCGUACCGGGACAGCAAACCGGCGGGUACAGAUAUAUGUACGAGAAACUGAUGGAGAAGGGCGACUAUCUGGAUGAACGAAUCCACAACUUUGCGGAAAUCAUCGGCGAGGCUGUGCGAGACACGCUUCCCGAAAAGGACCGAGACGACUUCUGCAUGCAACACCCAGGCGUGCCCAAGCAAGAGCCCAUCUUCACCGUCGGCCGGAUCUGCUCGGACACGGUGGCGGAGAACGCCAAGCUAAACGAACAAUCUGUGGUACUGGAAUCGUCGCGUGGGAUCGGGUCAGGCUGUCGCGUCAAGAUGAACGUCAGCGAUGUGCCCGAAUACUCGCUCUUCCCCGGUCAGAUCAUUGGCGUGCACGGCAUGAACCCCAGCGGGCAUUGCAUCGAUGCCUCAAGACUCCUGCUCCCACCGCUCCCUGCCAAACCGGCAUCGACUCCGUCGCAGCUUGCCGCGUACUAUCCACCCGGCUCCGCAGCCGCUAAACGACCGAUCAACAUCUUCAUCGCCAACGGCCCGUACACCUUGGACGACAGUCUCAAUUUUGAGCCCCUGGAAGAGCUCACAGCCCAGAUCGAGAAGGAGAAGCCGGAGGUCGUCAUCCUCCAAGGACCCUUCGUCGACGCCGAGCACCCGAUGAUAGCCGCCGGCGACAUCGAUGAAGAGCUCGACGAUCUGUUCAAAUCACGCGUCGCUCCCCGCAUCGAGCGCAUCUCGCAAGCACGCGGUCAUCACGGAACCGUUCAAGUCAUCCUCAUCCCAUCCACCCGAGAUGCAUGCUCGGAAUGGGUAUCCUUCCCACAACCAGCCCUCGCGGCGGCCCUGGACGAACGAGCGGCUCUGGAACGGAGAGCGGCAUUGGGCAUCCCGGCCCGGGUCCUCCUGUUCCCCAACCCGGUCCAGUUCACCAUCAACGAAGUUGUGUUUGCGUGUUGCUCGACCGACGUGUUGUGGCAGAUGGCGUCUGAGGAGCCGAAUAGCCGCCACCCACCAUCGCAACAACAGCACCAACAGCGAUCAGACCAACCCCCCAUCGCCCCCCACAAACUCGCCCGCCUGUUCACCCACCUCCUCACCCAACGCACCUUCUACCCCCUCUUCCCCCCACCCCUCAACAACGCCUCGCUCGACCUCUCCCGCCACGCCGCGCUGGACCUGCAAGCCGUCCCCGACGUGCUCAUCGUCGCCAGCAGGCUGCAGUACACCGCGCGCGUCGUCGACGGGUGCGUGUGUGUCAACCCGGGGUGGGCGAGCAAAGGCCGCACGGGCGGCACGUUUGCGAGGGUGUGUGUGUGGCCGUUGGAUAUGCAGCGCGUGGAAGAGGCGAUGGAGGACGUGGUGGUGGCCCAUGCGGUCGAUGAGAGGUGUAGGGUGGAGAUAAGGAGGAUUUGA